This is a messenger RNA of Zygotorulaspora mrakii, 1350 nucleotides long. RefSeq names its product cleavage polyadenylation factor subunit CLP1 (gene CLP1). The coding region runs from base 1 to 1350 and encodes 449 amino acids. The record is from RefSeq and is a predicted model, not a curated record. Gene Ontology annotation, molecular function: polynucleotide 5'-hydroxyl-kinase activity. Gene Ontology annotation, cellular component: nucleus; mRNA cleavage factor complex. The transcript has a single exon. NCBI's taxonomy places the organism in Eukaryota, Fungi, Ascomycota, Saccharomycetes, Saccharomycetales, Saccharomycetaceae. Gene Ontology annotation, biological process: tRNA splicing, via endonucleolytic cleavage and ligation.
AUGGAGGCUCUUCCCGGCUUAAAUGAUAGUACUCAACUGGCCAAUACGAUAGAAGGGGAUAAUGAGCUUCAUGAACUCUCAAUUGCACAAGGUUUUGAAUGGAAAAUUGAAGUCUCAAAUGAUGCACCACUAACUGUUGAAGUGAAAUCAGGUAUUGCAGAAAUAUUUGGUACCGAGUUGGCAACGGAUAAGGAAUAUGUCUUCAAAAACUAUAAAUUCUCGAUAUAUUGCGUUGAAGACGUGGUAUUAAGCUGGAGAUGUUCGGCACUCAAUGAAAACAAUCUCUCGAUAACAGCCAAUACGACAGCUAAAUAUGUCUAUAAUUUGCAUUUCGCUUUGGAGAAAAUGCGAAGUUCAAGUUUUGAUGGUCCUCGAAUCCUUGUCUUGGGAUCCCAGGACUCUGGAAAGACUGCGUUAUGCAGAACACUAUGUUCAUACGCGAUAAAGUUCAAGGCGUAUCAGCCACUAUAUGUGAAUUUAAAUCCCACCCAAGCAGUAUUUUCACCACCUGGAUGUGUGGCUGCUGUACCUAUAUCAGCAAUUUUAGACGUUCAGUGCAGUACAUGGGGCCAAAGUAUGACCAGUGGUGCCACACAGCUCCAUAGUAAGCAACCGAUAGUGAAGAAUUUUGGUUUGGAAAACAUAUCAGAGAACAAGCCCCUAUAUUUUGAAAUGGUAGAUCAGUUGGCAUCUAACAUUACCGAUAGAUUGCGUAAUGACUCACUAGUACGUAGAUCAGGAUCUAUAAUAGAUACAUCGCCCUUGAAUGAGCUCGACGAAGAUUUCAGUGACCUGGAACAUAUUGCAAAACAAUUUAAAAUUAAUGCAGCGGUAAUACUUGGUGAAUAUCAACAAGAUUUUCUUCAGAGAAUUUCCCAGAAACUGUCACAGUUCAUUGGUGUUCAUCUUGUAAAUUUACCUACUCUAAGUGGCGCUAUCAAAUUAGAUGAUAUAUACAGGAGAUCAUUACAAAGAAGUGCGAUACGGGAAUACUUUUAUGGAACAGAUACAACGGUUUUAAGUCCAUAUGCUGUUGGAGUUGACUACCAAGAUAUUGCUGCUUGGAAACCCAAAAAUUUUCUUGAGAAUCAAGAUCUUGACUCCGAUUUGUCACCAACCGAACUUUCACCUGUUGAGAUAGAUCCCAGCAACAUACAGCAUGCGCUAGUGGCAAUCAGCUACGCGCCUAAAAGAUCACCCUCAGCAGACGUGAUCAAAGCUCCACUCCUCGGGUUUGCUUUAGUGACAGAAGUGAAUGAAAAGAGACGUAAAGUGCGGAUUCUUGUGCCGGUACCGGGGAAUCUUCCCAGUAAAGCUCUUAUACUAACAUCAUAUAAGUACUUAGAGUAA